This is a messenger RNA of Mustela erminea (ermine), 7058 nucleotides long. It is a transcript of the gene FGD6, whose product is annotated as FYVE, RhoGEF and PH domain containing 6. The record is from RefSeq and is a predicted model, not a curated record. Gene Ontology annotation, molecular function: guanyl-nucleotide exchange factor activity; metal ion binding. Gene Ontology annotation, cellular component: cytoplasm. Gene Ontology annotation, biological process: regulation of GTPase activity. The coding region runs from base 531 to 4823 and encodes 1430 amino acids. NCBI's taxonomy places the organism in Eukaryota, Metazoa, Chordata, Mammalia, Carnivora, Mustelidae. The transcript is spliced from 22 exons.
CUAGCAGGGGGCGCCUGAAGCACUGAUUUUUUAUUUUUUAUUUUUUUUGGAGCUGGAGAGGAGCACGCGCCGGCGGAGCCGCGGUGAGCCUUGCUCGUGCCCGCGCCUGGCCGUCUUCUCAGAGCUCGGCUGGGAGGCGCUCGUGCCCGCCCGCCCGCCCGCCGCCUGCGGCUCGCGCCCGGGAGCGCCGCCGGGUCCCUGAAGCCGGUCGCGUCCUUUGUGCGGCGCUCGGGUUGCGCCGCUGGGCAGGGGGACGGAAUGCGGGCGCUGCGGAGGCUCUUCUCUUCUGCUCAAACUCUCGAAACAAUGGACUGUAAGAGGAGCAUGGACUGAGGGGGGCGAGCGGGGAAGCGAGCUGCACGGGGAAUCAUGACUUCUGCCGCGGUGUCCACUGAAGAUACGGUAAUCUGUUCCAGAAUUAGAAGAAAACUUUAUUGGACUUGCUAAGAAAUGUAUACUCUACCCAGAGCUUUGUAUAUUGGAAUUGAAGGUCAAUUUAAGGAAUUUUCAGGAGUAAUGUGGACUCUUCAAUGAAAUAUAAUCUACCUAGUAAAAUGCAAGUUCACCAUAUUAUCAAAAAAAAGAUUAAGAAGCCACCAGUGGCCCCUAAGCCAAAGUUUGUGGUAGCAAAUAAUAAGCCAGCUCCACCUCCUGUUGCACCCAAACCCGAUAUUGUGAUUUCUAGUGUUCCACCGUCAACAAAGAAAACCAAACCAGCAAUAGCCCCGAAACCAAAAGUUCUGAAGGGCUCACCUGUUAGAGACAUCGGGCAGUCAGCAUCAAGGAAAAUCAUUGUAAACCUGGAAGAGCACAAACAGGAAUUACCUGAAAAUGCCGACAACUCUGACUGUAAAAAUGUAGGGCAUCAGAGCAGUAAUUAUAUUUUACCAAUGUGUUCCUGCAGUUCUCAGUGUGUCCAUAAACUUGGGAAUAGAGAGAAUUUGUGUGUAAAGCAACUUGUUUUAGAGACCCUGGAAACGCAUGAAAACUUAGAAUAUAGUAAAAUUGAGAAGUCCUCUUCAGCCGUAAAAACAAGUAGAUGUGAUUCUAAUGUUGAGAAUGUCAAGAGCCAGAGUGAAGUCGUUUUAAAGGCAAACAUCCUAGAAGAGAAGCUCAAAGAUGUUUUAACACAACGAACAUCACCUUUUAUUUCCCUACCGAAGCACAGAUCCACAGACAGCCCAGAAAUUAAUGAUGGCUAUAAUUCCAACAGACAAUUCAGAAUUGAGUUUGCAGAUUUGUCACCUUCCCUGUCCAGCUUUGAUAAAGUUCCUGAUCAUCACCAUUGCCACCUACAGCUUCCUAGUGAUGAAACCUAUCAGCCUAGCAGUGAUAAAAGCAAUACUUGCUUUCAUUCAUCUGGACAAGAAGCUCUGGAAAAUGGUAAAAGGAGUACUUUUUUAUCUUCAGAUGGAGUUAGUAAGAAAUCAGAAGUCAAAGACCUUGGUCCCUUAGAAAUUCACUUAGUACCACAUACUCCCAAAUUUCCAACCCCCAAGCCCAGAAAGACACGGGCUGCUCGUCUGUUACGUCAAAAGCAUGUAGAUGUGCCUAGUGAAAGUACUGAAGAACCAGAGAAUUUAGACAGUGACUCUUCUUGUCUUUUAGAAGCUGGUUUGAAAAACGAUAAAAUCAGUGUUCUUCAUCAUAAUGUUUUGUGUAACCAGGAACAGGUGGACAAAGUGAAGCCAGGAAAUAAAAGUGAAUUGAAUGUGGACUGCAGUGGUGACAGACAAAAUUUAGUCAGUCCACAGAAAGCUGUGUGUCCUGAAACAUCUUCCUUUGAAAAAAUGGAAACAGAUUCUAAUUUAAGUUCUGACAGCAAGACAAUAGAUGGUUCUAGUAUGUCACUUGCUGUGGACAAAGGGACCAAUUUUAUAAGGUACAGUACUUUAUCUAUGAGCCUGCCAAAGCAGCUCAAAUUAACCUGCAAUGAACAUUUGCCUACUACCUGCAAUGUGGGAGUGUCUGCCCCUCAAAUACAAAAGGAAUCUACAAUAAAAGGUGAAAAUUCCUCAAGAAUUGUCCCCAAAAAACCUCAAAGACACAGCUUGCCUGCUGCAGGAGUGCUUAAAAAGGCUGCCUCAGAGGAGAUUGUGGAGAAAAGCUCUUAUCCCUCAAAUGAAGAAAAUAAUUCAGAGAAAGGUCUAGAAAGAAAUCACCUUCAGGAUGUGUGUGCCCAAAACCUCAGUAUGUCAUCCUCCUUUGAUAUGCCUAAACGGGCUUCAGAAAAGCCAGUGUGGAAAUUACCUCAUCCUAUUUUACCCUUUUCGGGGAACCCAGAAUCCUUAAAGUCUGUCACUACAUCAUCAAAUAGUGAGCUUUCAACUGCCAUAACUAAGCCUCGAGCAAAAUCAUUAUCUGCUAUGGAUGCGGAAAGGUGCACUAAGCCUUGCAAAGACACUCAGAAGAAAAACUCUUUAAAGAAGUUGCUGAACAUGAAACUGUCCAUCUGCUUCAUGAAAAGUGACUUCCAGAAAUUUUGGUCCAAGAAUAGCCAGCUUGGAAACGCAACUGCAGGCAGCCUCUCAGGUGGGGAGAGGAAAGGACUUGAAAGUGAUUGGCAUGGCAUGUUGGUAGAAGAGAAGAGAAGUAAACCCAUCAAGGCGUAUUCUGCAGAUAACUAUAGCUUGGAAUCUCAAAAGAAGAGGAAGAAGUCCCGGGGCCAGACCAGUGCAGCUGAGUCUUUGGAUGACCAAAUACUCUCCAGGGAGUCAUUAUCUCAGGCGCCUUGCAAAUCUGUCACAAGUGGCUGUGCCCCAGAGUAUGAAAAUGUACGCCAUUAUGAGGAAAUACCAGAGUAUGAGAACUUGCCAUUUAUAAUGGCCAUAGGGAAAACUCCCGAGUUAGAAUGGCAGAAUUCCAGAAGCAUGGAGGACACUGAUGCAAAUGUGUACGAGGUAGAAGAGCCAUAUGAAGCUCCAGAUGGCCAGUUGCAACUUGGACCCAGACAUCAGCAUUCCAGCAGUUCUGGAGCAUCCCAGGAGGGACACAACGAUCUUGAUCUUGGUCUUGGUGAACUUCCUUCGGAUGAGGAAGAAGACAUCAGUAGUUCUGACGAAGACGAUGUCAGCUCUGACUCUAGUAAAGGGGACCCUGAUCUGGGAGACAAACAGAAUGAAGAUACUGGAAUGAAGAGUAAAGUCCAUCAUAUUGCCAAGGAGAUCAUGAGCUCAGAGAAGGUGUUUGUGGAUGUAUUAAAACUUUUGCAUAUUGAUUUCCGAAAUGCAGUGGCCCAUGCUUCCAGGCAACUUGGGAAACCCGUGAUUGAGGACCGGAUCCUAAAUCAGAUCCUGUACUACUUGCCUCAGCUAUAUGAGCUCAACCGGGAUCUCCUGAAGGAACUGGAGGAAAGGAUGUCAAACUGGACUGAACAACAUAGAAUUGCUGAUAUCUUUGUAAAGAAGGGACCAUAUCUAAAAAUGUAUUCCAUGUACAUCAAAGAAUUUGAUAAAAAUAUAGCUUUGCUGGAUGAGCAGUGCAAGAAGAACCCAGCUUUUGCUGCUGUUGUUAGAGAUUUUGAGAUGAGCCCACGCUGUGCUAACCUGGCCCUCAAGCACUACCUGCUCAAGCCAGUUCAGCGGAUCCCCCAGUACAAGCUGCUGCUGACAGAUUAUUUGAAAAAUCUUCUAGAGGACUCUGGAGAUUACAGAGACACUCAAGAUGCCCUUGCUGUCGUUAUAGAAGUCGCCAACCAUGCCAAUGACACCAUGAAGCAAGGUGACAACUUUCAGAAGCUUAUGCAGAUUCAGUACAGCCUAAAUGGACACCAUGAAAUAGUGCAGCCUGGACGGGUUUUUCUCAAAGAGGGAACUCUGAUGAAGCUGUCUCGGAAAGUCAUGCAGCCCCGAGUGUUUUUCCUGUUUAACGAUGCCCUGCUGUAUACAACACCAGUGCAGUCUGGGAUGUAUAAACUGAACAAUAUGCUCUCAUUGGCUGGAAUGAAGGUCAGAAAACCCACCCAAGAAGCUUAUCAGAAUGAACUAAAGAUUGAAAGUGUAGAACGCUCCUUUAUCCUCUCAGCCAGUUCUGCCACAGAAAGGGAUGAAUGGCUAGAAGCAAUUUCCAGGUCAAUAGAAGAGUAUGCCAAAAAAAGAAUCACAUUCUGCCCUAGUAGGAGUCUUGAUGAGGCUGACUCAGAAAAUAAAGAGGAAGUUAGCCCUCUUGGAUCAAAAGCUCCCAUCUGGAUCCCUGAUACCAGAGCCACAAUGUGUAUGAUCUGCACAAGUGAAUUUACUCUGACCUGGAGACGACACCACUGCCGGGCCUGUGGGAAGAUUGUAUGCCAAGCCUGUUCAUCAAAUAAAUACGGUUUAGAUUACCUGAAAAAUCAACCAGCAAGAGUAUGUGAACAUUGUUUCCAAGAACUGCAGAAACUAGAUCACCAGCAUUCUCCUAAGAUUGGAUCUCCUGGAAAUCACAAAUCUCCUUCAAGUGCCUUAUCAUCAGUCUUACAUAGUAUUCCAUCAGGGAGGAAACAGAAAAAGAUCCCAGCUGCUCUCAAAGAAGUAUCAGCAAACACAGAAGAUUCUUCCAUGAGUGGCUACUUGUACAGAUCAAAGGGCAAUAAAAAACCUUGGAAACACUUGUGGUUUGUCAUAAAAAAUAAAGUGCUGUAUACAUAUGCUGCAAGUGAGGAUGUGGCAGCUUUGGAGAGUCAGCCUUUACUAGGAUUCACUGUCGCUCAAGUCAAAGAUGAGAAUUCGGAGUCCAGAGUGUUCCAGUUACUACACAAAAACAUGUUAUUUUAUGUGUUCAAAGCAGAUGAUGCUCACUCAGCUCAGAAGUGGAUAGAAGCAUUUCAGGAAGGCACAAUAUUGUAGCGAUACUGGUUUCAUCCCUUCUGUGAUUCCAAAUGGGUGGAAUUUCAUCAGAAUGGAGUAAAUGCAGUACAAAAAUUUUAUGUAAAUGAACACUGCCAAGAUAAAUCCAGCCAAAAUCUUCAUCAGAUAUUGUGAAUUAUUUUGUUAGGUGUAAGGUAAUUUUUUUUAAUGUUUGUUUUCUCAUGUAUGUUAUUUAUUAAAAUUUUGAUGUUUACUUCCUGGUCAGAAUUAUUUCUGAGACUCACACUGAAUUCUGAAGUACCUUUCUUUUAGAAACCAGAAAACUUAUCUUAAUAUUGUAUACUGUAUUAACUGUUUGUGACACAGAUUUCUCAGUGUGUUUUGUAGUGUUACAUUGUAAUAUUCUUACUUGAGUUAAGUCUUUGUAAAUAAAAAACACACAUCAAGGAGCAAAUUUCUAUGCAGUGUUUGGCUUAGGAAUUACUAUAGAACUGCUGAUGAAAAAAAUGUAUGUUUUUGAAUCAAUAAACUUAGAUGAAUUUUUGUAUCUUUUAAUGGAAAAACACACAGCCAACUCCUACCUCAGUAAUUGUGAAAUGAAAUUCCAGUAAAUUAUCUAGAGUAUUUCUGUUGUACCUCUUUUGGCAUGAGAUAAUGUUACAUCAUCAAGGAAUUAGAGCAAAGGGAUAGAAUAUGAAAAUUGUCAUUGAACUGAGCUAUGAGUAGGAAAGAGGAUGUUUUCAUUUGCAGAGGAACACAAGUCUUUAUAUUAAGUUUAAUCCUUUUUUUAAAGCUACCACUUCAACACAAACAUAAAUGUAUUACUAUUUAAAAAAAAUACUGCAAGUAUUACAUUACACAAUAUCCUUUGCUAUUGUAAGUGUUCUGAGCCCAAGUCAGUGGUGGUGUUUGCAUCUAAAAAGAAUUUCCAUUCCCUAUGAUAUUGUGCUUUAAAAAAUGAACUGGAAUUACCAUACCAAAAAAGCACAUAUUCUACGCCAGUGUUAACUGAAAUUGUAUUCAUUUUCUAAAGGUUAUUUAAUACUACUUUGUGUUAUGUCCUCCCUGGUAAUUAAAACAAAUCCUUUAUUUCUUCAACCACCUCAUUAGGAAAGAUAUUCAUAAUUCUGGUGCACUUACUAAUUAACAUGUGAACUGUUUUGUACAUAAAACUGUUGAUGAGUAGAGGAAAAAUGAAAUUCACACUAUAAUUAUAAUCAUUCUUGAUGUUUAUAAUAUACAUUUAUUGACUGAGCUUAAGCUAAAAUAAAUUAUCUUAAAAGGCAAGGUCAUCCAUAGACUAUUUCACAAAAGGGCACAAGAAUUUUCCUUUCUGUUUUUAUAUAACGUAUUUCCUAAUUCAGUGUGAUACCAUUGCCAAGAGAAUUACUGAGUGCCUUUCUGAAGUUGUUUGUGCAGCACCAGAAUCUCAGCUAAAUCUAGAGUUGGCUGCUGUCAUUUUUUUCUGGCUGUUCCUUGCUGUGGGAUCAUUUUAAACCCUGUUGCACCCUCACCCACAAUCCUCACAUCCCAUCUCCCCAGUCUUUCUGUCACAGUAGGAAAACUAAUACUUCUUUGAAACUCACUAAUUUUAAUCAAGAGAGCAUAAAUAGGGCUUCCAUGUUAAAAUCCUUGCAGCUUUUAGUAUAUCCUUUUUUGGAGACCAAGGUUAUACCUUAUAAUGUGUUUCCUUCUUCUUUGGGUCUAGCAUUUUGAAAAGGACAAGUUAUUUGGAGUUCUGGCCCCCCUCCUUAUGAGCUCUCAGCCUUCUGACUGGAAGGUUUGGCUUAAACCUCAGAAUCUAAAAAAAUAUCAGCUAGGCUAUUUUGUCUUCCAACAGCUGGCUAAAUCAAGAACCAUUCAUAAAUCUAAAUAGAAAAAACACUGCACCAACUUCUGUUAAUUCUAAUUACACAUAAAAUACAUGUAUGAUUGUACUGGCUAUUGGCUUCACCCCAUGGGGGGUUUUGAAAAUAUAAAAUACGUAUAGCCUUUUGAGAAAGCUAUCAUAUUACCAUGCCCCCCCCCAAAAUGUUUUAAAUGUGGAAUGGUAUUACAUUUCCUUUUCCCCCUCAUCAGUCCUUCAUAACUUAUUAAAGCUGAUCAAUUAUUUACUUAAUUUGGCUCAUUUAAUGUCAACUGAGAAACCUAUGUUUUAUUAUAAAGCUACUUUAAGAAAUGCAUCUCUUGAUAGCUAACAUUUUAGAGGGAAAAAAAAUGAUACUGGGUGCAUUUGGUUGGAGGGAGCAGAGGGAGAGGGAGAAUCUUAAGCAG